This is a messenger RNA of Oncorhynchus masou masou (cherry salmon), 3364 nucleotides long. RefSeq names its product CWF19 like cell cycle control factor 2 (gene cwf19l2). NCBI's taxonomy places the organism in Eukaryota, Metazoa, Chordata, Actinopteri, Salmoniformes, Salmonidae. The record is from RefSeq and is a predicted model, not a curated record. Gene Ontology annotation, cellular component: post-mRNA release spliceosomal complex. Bases 29 to 2947 code for a protein of 972 amino acids. The transcript is spliced from 19 exons. Gene Ontology annotation, biological process: mRNA splicing, via spliceosome.
UGAUGGAAGCACAUUUAACGGCAGUGUUAUGGCGACGCACGGAGGCAGUUUUGAAAGUGUUAACAGCAUCAAAGUCCGAAAAGAAUACAAACGUAAAGCCAGGGAGGAGGUUAUUCAGAAGGCUAAGCAGCAGUAUGAGAAGGAGGAGAAAAGGAAGGAGCUGAAGAGACAGCGAGGAGAGGACACCUGGAUGCUCCCUGAAGUUGACCUCCGACUGCAGCAGCUAGAACAGGAGGUUUCAGGCAAGAAGAAGAAAGAGAAAAAGGCCAAGAAGAUUAAGAAGAAGAGGAAGAAGGAGGAGAAGAAGAAGAGAGCUGAAGGAAGAGAUGGGUCCAGCUCAGAGGGGACAGGAAAUGAGUGGGUUGAGGCCCAGCCCCAGACAGAGGCCUCGAGUAAAGCCUGGAAGAUUCCUGCCAAGUCCGAGGCCAAGUCCACAGACAACAGCCCUACCCCACCCGAGAACAACCAGAGAGAUGAGUGGAUGACCUUUGACUUCUUGACAAUGAGAACAACGUCAACAGCAGAGAAGAGGGCUGAGAAAGAAAGGUUGAAAGAGGAAGAGAAACAGAAGGCCUGGGUCAUCGAGCAGGCUGGUCUGCACAAGCUGGAGUUGAAUCCGUUCUGGAAGGACGGGGGGAGUGGCCUGCCCCCAGAAGAGAAGGCCAGUAAUGUGCUUGUAAAAGCUGCAACUGUAGAUGAUGGAGGACUAGGUUGGCUCAGGAAGUCUUACCAGAGGAUGAGAGAGCAGGCAGAGCGAGAGCAACGCAGUCUGGAGGUCAUAGUGGCAGAGCGAUAUGGGUCCAUGGAGAAGUUUCAGAAGAGGAUGUAUGAGGCUGAGAUUGCUGUGUAUGGCUACAAGAGAGGAGAGGGGGAAGGGAGAGGAGAGGAAGAGGGGAGAGACCGACAAAGAUGGAGGAGAGGACAGGAAGAUGGAAUGUGGAGGAAAGGAGAAGUGGGGAUGGAUAGAGAGAGGUGGAGGAGACCAGACAAGGGUAGAGACUUACCUGGAGAGAAAGAGAGGGAUGGAGAAAGAGAUGGAGAGAGGGAAAGAGAUCGUCACCGAGACAGAGAUCGGGAUAGGAACAGAGCUAGAGAUGGAGACAGCGAGCGGGAUGGCGGUAGACCUAGUGACAGGGAUAGAGAGAGGGCUGGAGGUCGACCUAGUGACCGGGAUAGAGAGAGGGCCGGAGGGAGAGAGCGGGAUGGAGGUAGACCUAGUGACCAGGAAAGAGAGAGAGCUGGAGGCAGAGGGAGGGAUGGAGGUAGACCUAGUGACAGGGAUAGAGAGAGGGGUGGAGGCAGAGAGAGGGACAGACACAGAGAGAGGGGUGGGGAUGAGAGCCUUGGCUCUGGGCUUGGCCAGAUUCAGCCUCCCCUGUCCCUCGGAGCUCUGAAAAGUCGCUUCCUCAAGCCUGCUGAUGACGAUGAUGAUGGAGUGUCAGCCCCUGCUCCGGCCAGAGCUUCCAUGGGUUUCCUGAAACCUGGGUCUGACAUUGAGGAGUUGGAUCUGAAGAGCAGCGGUCCGGCCUGGAGCAAGAGCAGCUCCGGACAGAGAUCUGCUUCAGGAAAAUCGGAGCAGGAUAAAGAGAGGGAGUCUGGGAAAACCAUGUCUACUCCUGACCAGUGUCAUAGCAGCAACAGGCUUGUAGUGACAUCAUCCAGAUCUGACAGCAGUAGUGACAGUUUGAGUGAGGAGGAGGAAGAGGUACCGAUCCUCACAGAUGAAGAGAUGAACAAAUUGGGGGCCAGGCUGGUGAAGGCAGAGAUUAUGGGUAACACGGCUCUGAUGGAGAAACUGAAGACUCAGCUGGAAUCAGCCCGUAAUGCCAAGGAGAAACGUGCCGCACAGCAACCUGGGAAAUCGGACAGGGUUCCAGGUCAAACAGAGGAGGACCAGGAAGUACUUCUCUUCAGAACAGACCAAUCGGGUCGCGCCUGGCCGGUUAAUGCCUCUUCGGAACCCCAGGAGCCCAGAGGAAGACAUAGGAAAAAGAAGGUGAUUGAGACCCACAGGGAUGGGGAGCGUAUGAGAUAUUUCCAGGAUGAUGACAGUGUGGGUCUUCAUGAGAUGGUCCGCAGGGAGAAGAUGAGCUCUGCAGAGGACCAGAACUCCCUCUACGCACGCAUGGCUGGCAAGAUGAUGGGGAAGACAGACGAUGACAACUACACCCUGGAUGACAUGUUUGUUUCCAGCGUGGCUCAGAGAGAGGGCGAGGGGCGGGACGAGGAGAGGAUGAGGAGCAGAGCCAUAGCGGAGCACAGGCGACUGGCCGUUACCAUGGAGAAAUGCCAUCACUGCUUCAGCAACCCCGAGCUCCAGAAACACCUGCUCAUCGCCAUAGGAACAAAGGUGUAUCUGAGCCUGCCUGGGGGUGUGUCUCUGACAGAGGGUCACUGUCUGAUCACUCCACUGCAACACCACUGCUCUGCCACUGGAUUGGAUGAGGACGUGUGGACCGAGAUCCAGGUGUUCCGCAGGGCGCUGGUACAGAUGUUUGAGUCUCAGGAUCAGGACUGUGUGUUUAUGGAGACACACAUGAACCCAAAGAGACGCCAGCACAUGGUCCUGGAGUGUAUCCCUCUACCCAGAGAACUGGGAGACAUGGCUCCUAUCUACUUUAAGAAAGCCAUCAUGGAAUGUGAUGAGGAGUGGGCAAUGAAUAAGAAGGUAGUGGAUCUCUCCUCCAAAGACAUCCGCCACGCUGUGCCGCGGGGUCUGCCAUAUUUCUCAGUAGACUUUGGUCUUCAGGGCGGCUUUGCUCACGUCAUUGAAAACGAACACAAGUUUCCCCACUACUUUGGCAAGGAGAUUGUUGGGGGGAUGUUGGACGUGGAGCCGAGGAUAUGGAGGAAGUCCAUCAGAGAGAACUUUGACGACCAGCGGAAGAAAGUCCUUGAGUUCUCCCAGUGGUGGAAACCCUUCGACUGCACCAAGACGGACAGCUGAACCAACCAACCAACACAUCUCAAUAAACCCCGAGCCCCUGAAAAUAUACAGUAGAUGUAACUGCAAGCCAUAUGGCGUUAGCCCCCUUCUGCGUUAGCCCCCUUCUGCGUUAGCCCCCUUCUGCGUUAGCCCCCUUCUGCGUUAGCCCCCUUCUGCGUUAGCCCCCUUCUGCGUUAGCCCCCUUCUGCGUUAGCCCCCCUUCUGCGUUAGCCCCCCUUCUGCGUUAGCCCCUUGUCUUCUGAGACUGACUGCUUUAUAAUCCUCUGAUCCUGUCAACACAUUGUUUUACUCUGAGAUUAUUCUGAUUAAAUACGGGCAGAAGGCUAUAAAAUAACUAUUUUAGAAGCUGAUGUACAACUGUUGUGUAUGUUGAGAUGCGUUGUUUUACGAUCUUAAAAAUAAAUGAAUAUGAUCCUU